AUGGCGAAAAAACCCGAAUUUGCGGAGAUCCACGGGAAAAACCUGCAACAGGAAGCAAAAUCGGGAGCUGCGAAAUUUUCACAGGGACGGGGAGAAUACGUCAACUUGCAUUUAACUGACACAACAGCUUCGUGGCCAAUUGAAAAGAAAACAGAUAAUACCGAAGUUUGGAUUUGUGAAAAUUUAGGCGGUGGUCAUUUUGAUUGGUUUAGUGUGUUGCACAACAUAAUUCAAUUAGAGUAUUUUUGUCGUACUACGUACAAGGAAGCUUAUCAAAUUGAUGACCCAACUCCUUCAAAAACGGUGGUUGAUACCGGUGAGCUGAUCACCCUUAGGUCUGCUGUUAUGAAUGAUGACAUCAUUAACCUUGGAAUAGAUGCCGACGCACUUCCACCAGAGGACGACGAUCUUCAAGAAGAAGACGGGGUCGAUGGCGACGAAGAAGAGGAAGACGAGUUUGAUGAUCGGGAAAAUACCUCAGAAGAGGAGGAUGGUAAACCAGAGGAAGAAGAUGAUGAAUCUGAAUAG
Arachis stenosperma is the source of this 528-nucleotide messenger RNA. RefSeq lists its product as uncharacterized. The record is from RefSeq and is a predicted model, not a curated record. The transcript has 4 exons. Bases 1 to 528 code for a protein of 175 amino acids. NCBI's taxonomy places the organism in Eukaryota, Viridiplantae, Streptophyta, Magnoliopsida, Fabales, Fabaceae.